UCUCAGUCAAGCAUUGCUUGUGGGGCCCAUGUUAAUUGUCUCUAUCAAAAUUAGUCUCUCAUAGUAAAUCCUUCCUCAUUGCCUCUCAUUCAAACCACUCCGAGAGCCAAGAUCCCAUAAUGGAAACAUGCGCCGCAAGACGCGCUUCGUCUGUCUCUCCGAUACCCACGGCUACACUCCAGCUGAAGCCGGCUUCAAACUCCCAGCCGGCGACGUUCUCAUCCACGCAGGCGACCUAACAAACCAAGGGAACAUAACCGAACUGCGCAAAAGCAUAGACUGGGUGGCCGCGGCUGAUUUUGAGGUCAAAAUAGUCAUCUGUGGCAAUCAUGACAUCACGCUAGAUCCAAACUUCUACGCCAAACAUGGCCCCAAAUUCCACAAUCAGCGUCUAGAAGAUCCCCAGAAAUGCAUCGAAGUCGUAACUGCAUCGUCCUCGAUCGUGUUCCUCAGGCACCAGUCAGCACUAGUCCGCUUGACCCGGCCCAACGGCCCAAACACCAUCUUUAAAGUAUUCGGAUCGCCCUUCUCCCAAUCACCCGGGACCUGGGCAUGGGGAUACGAAUCCGUCGACGCCGCUGCCCUCUGGAGCCACAUCCCAUUGGACGUCGAUCUGAUUGUUACGCACACGCCGCCUCAUUCCCAUUGCGACCGCCGAGCGACCGGUGGUUCUGUUGGGUGCGAGGCCCUGCAUCAGGCGCUGGGUCGAGUUCGGCCCUCUCUGGCGAUCUGUGGCCAUGUUCACGAGUCGCGAGGCUAUGAGCGAGUACGAUGGCCACUGUGGCCGUUGACAGGGUUAGAGCAGGUUAUUCGCGGGGCGUUGCCUGAGCCGGGAAGUAAGAAGCAAAGUCUGAUCGACCUGACGGGCAAGAAAGCGCAGCGACUAGACAAUGACGAUUUCUUUUUCGAUGAAGUGAAGAACAACCAAGGCGUGCCUUUCCCUUCAGCGCAGAAUAUCCUGAUCCUUCCGUCUGCUGAUGAUAUCGAGGAAUCUACCACGUCAUAUCCUCGAUUAAGACCAGACGAAUGCCCAAGUGACCCACCGAACGAUCGUUCGCGCCGACGAGAAACCUGCAUCAUUAACGCGGCGAUCAUGGCGACGAGCUGGCCUCAUCGCGGAGGGAAGCGAUUCAAUCCUCCCAUUGUCGUGGACUUGGAGCUCCCUGUAUGGCGGGAGUGAAUUCCCGUGGACUGACCAACCACUGCGAGAUACAUUGCCCAGUCCCAAUUAAUGCAUCAACCCACUGACCAUCGGUAAGGGUUCUGAAACCUGGUCCUCUGUGUCGACUUUUCAAACUCAUUCGAGACAACGCAGCGAUUGGCUUCCCAAUGCUGUCCGUCUGGUAGCAGAUAGCUUGAGCUUUGACCUGUCCUUGACGUAUGGUUCGCUCUUUGAAUCGGGGUCGCAUGCACGGCUGCCUUGGAACAAAGGGGGAGCUACUCUUUCUUGCGCAAUUACUUCCCUGCCUGAUAGUUUAAUGGAAGGUUGUUUGGUUUUGUGUAUUACAUCAUGGAGGGGACUGAUACAUGGGGAUAGGCACGGGUAUGCAGCCGGUGCAUUAAGUUGGCUGGAGUCUCACCCCUCCCUGUGCCAUAUCGUCACUGAGUUAUAUGCCUAAUUCGAGACUGACAAAAAA
Aspergillus caelatus is the source of this 1637-nucleotide messenger RNA. RefSeq names its product metallophosphatase domain-containing protein. Lineage: Eukaryota; Fungi; Ascomycota; Eurotiomycetes; Eurotiales; Aspergillaceae. Gene Ontology annotation, molecular function: hydrolase activity. The coding region runs from base 128 to 1180 and encodes 350 amino acids. The transcript is spliced from 2 exons. The record is from RefSeq and is a predicted model, not a curated record.